Messenger RNA from Thyridium curvatum, 744 nucleotides. RefSeq lists its product as uncharacterized. Bases 1 to 744 code for a protein of 247 amino acids. The record is from RefSeq and is a predicted model, not a curated record. The transcript is spliced from 2 exons. NCBI's taxonomy places the organism in Eukaryota, Fungi, Ascomycota, Sordariomycetes, Thyridiales, Thyridiaceae.
AUGCGUUACUCUAUUGUUGCCGUCCUGGCUGCCACUGGCGUCAGCGCCUGGAAGUACCCUGACUGCGAGCACGACAACUGCUACCGCAACAUGAUCAACGCCAAGUACACCGAGCUCGCCCCCAGCUUCUGCUUCAAGUUCCUCGCCGGCACUACUACUGCCUCCGAGGCCAUCCCCACCGAGUUCAAGAACUGCGGCGGCGCCGUUGACAAGGUCUCGUCGGCCUGCUCGUGCAUCACCUACACCGCUACCCACACCUCGGGCUCCACUAGCUACCCGGAGAGCACCCCGUCGAGCACCACCACCCCGUACCCCACCACCACGCCCGGCGAGAGCACCCCGUACCCGACGACGACUCCUUACCCGACCACCACCGAGGAGAGCACGUCCGAGUACCCGACCUCGUCGGCCAACAGCACCACCAAGUACACCACCUCGACCAUCUACACCACCACCACCAAGACCAUCACCUCGUGCGCCGAGACCGUGACCGACUGCCCGGCCGAGUCGACCAUCUGCAUCACCGAGACCAUCCCCGUCACCACCACCGUCUGCCCCGUCACCGAGGAGCCUACCAAGACCCCUCCCCCUCCCCCUCCCACCACCGUCAUCACCAAGACCUCGGUCGGCACCAACUCGCCUCCCGCGCCCACCAAGAGCUUCCCCGUUGUCCCCACCGCUGCUGCCGGCAAGGUCGUCGCCAACCUGGCUGCUGCCGCCGUCGCUGCCGUCGCUCUCUUGUAA